Molecule: messenger RNA, 1387 nt
Organism: Dermatophagoides farinae (American house dust mite)
Lineage: Eukaryota; Metazoa; Arthropoda; Arachnida; Sarcoptiformes; Pyroglyphidae
Gene: RpL3
Product: ribosomal protein L3
Biological process (GO): translation
Cellular component (GO): cytosolic large ribosomal subunit; ribosome
Molecular function (GO): RNA binding; structural constituent of ribosome
Source: RefSeq, a predicted model, not a curated record
CAAGUUUCCUUUUCCCUGACACGCUUGUUCACUCUGGUCGACGUGAUUUAGGAUUGCUGUGUGUUUUUUUUCUAAUUUUUGAAUUUGAGUUUUUUUUAAUUUAAAAAAUGUCUCAUCGUAAAUUUUCGGCACCGCGUCAUGGUUCUUUGGCAUUUACUCCAAAAAAACGAAGCAAGCGUCAUCGUGGUAAAGUCAAGGCUUUUCCCAAAGAUGAUCCAACCAAACCGAUUCAUUUGACCGCAUUCGUUGCCUAUAAAGCGGGUAUGACUCAUAUCGUUCGUGAAGUCGAUAAGCCGGGAUCAAAAGUGAAUAAAAAAGAAGUUGUUGAAGCUGUAACGAUCUUGGAAGCACCACCAAUGGUCGUUGUUGGUGUCGUCGGUUAUAUCGAAACACCGAAAGGAUUACGUCCGUUCAAGACUGUUUGGGCUGAACAUUUAAGUGAAGAAUGUCGACGACGAUUCUACAAGAAUUGGUACAAAUCUAAGAAAAAGGCUUUUUCCAAGUAUGCAAAGAAAUGGGCCGAUCCUGCUGGCAAACGUGAAAUCGAUCAAGAUUUGGCUCGAAUCAAGAAAUAUUGUAGUGUUGUGCGUAUAAUUGCUCACACCCAGAUGAAAGUAAUGAAAAAACGUCAAAAGAAAUCUCAUGUUAUGGAAAUCCAAUUGAAUGGUGGCACCAUUUCGGAUAAAGUCGAUUGGGCACGUGAGCAUUUUGAAAAGCCAAUACCAGUUGAAAAUGUGUUUGCACAAGAUGAAAUGAUUGACAUUAUCGGUGUGACUAAAGGUAAAGGCUACAAAGGUGUAACAUCACGUUGGCAUACGAAGAAAUUGCCACGAAAGACCCAUAAAGGUCUUCGAAAAGUUGCUUGUAUUGGUGCAUGGCAUCCAAGCCGUGUGCAAUUUUCGGUUGCACGUGCCGGUCAAAAAGGUUACCAUCAUCGAACCGAGAUAAACAAAAAGAUCUACAAGAUUGGCAAAGGUGGUAAAGAUGCCAAAAACAAUGCCUCCACCGAGUAUGAUAUUACCGAGAAAAACAUUACUCCAAUGGGUGGCUUUCCGCAUUAUGGUACAGUCAAUUGUGAUUACAUAAUGAUCAAAGGAUGUUGUACUGGGCCGAAAAAACGCGUGUUGACUCUUAGAAAGUCACUAUUGGUGCAUACCAAACGUUCGGCAUUGGAAAAGAUCAAUCUAAAAUUUAUCGAUACAUCAUCAAAAUUCGGUCAUGGCAAAUUCCAGACCAUACAGGAAAAGAAAGCUUUCAUGGGUCCACUCAAAAAAGAUCGUUUGGCUGCAGAAGAAAAAGCUUAAAUGUGGAAAAAUGUCGAUUUUUUCUAUUAUUUUACAAAAAACAGUCUUCAAUAAAAAUGAAAAUAAAUUAAAUGAUGACAAUA